ACAGUUGUCAAAUUGACGUUCGUGCCUCGUCGUGCAGUAAAUUGGCCGAAGUAUAAACGCAUUUUAAACGAAGCGUAUUGCAGAAGUAAAAAAGUUAACUUCACUGUGAAAAGAAAUUGUAAGCUUAUUGUGCGUUAGUACGAGCGUAAAAAUAUUCAUAUAUAAUUUACACAAACGCAAAAACGAAAGCUAAAUUUUAACGCGAUUACGGCAGCAUCGUGUGUGCAUGUGGAAAGCAUUGUAAUUGCAUAAAAAACCAAAGUGCCGAAGUGUGCAACGUUUCUUUGACUUUGUGUUUUUGGCAUACGGAAAUCGGAACUCUUUUUUUUAAGAUUCGUUAAAUCAACUAAUUAAAGCUUAAAGCAACUCCUGUGGAAGUUGUAAAAUACGUAUAUACGUAAAAAGAUUGAAAGCGUGCUCGCAAAGCGCUGCGCGGAUCCAUCAUAGUACGCAUCAUCGUUGUGGACCGAAUCGACCAAGGCAGAAGAAACAGCAGUGGAGCAAGAAUUGACAGCGCGGAGCAACUAAAAGGGGCGCGAGCGAAAGUGCCACUUGUCCACUAAUUGUUGUGCAGUCGAUAGUAGCAGCACAACGAACAACAUGAAUACCAACAGCAAUAAACGCAAGAACCGCCCCGGUGGCGUAUCAAGAUAUGUGACCGACAAUCGGCAGCAACAACACCAACACCAACACCAACAGCAGUCCAACAAAGGGCGGACACAAGCGCAAGGCGUCUAUAAAAAUACGCAUUUCAUACAUGCCGCCACAGCGUUAGUGGGCAGCCUUGUACAGGUGCGUCUGCGUUCGGGUAAUAUUUACGAGGGCGUCUUUCACACAUUCUCGCCUAGUUUUGAUGUGGCACUCGAGCUGCCUUUAUGUAUUAAAACUAAUAAAAAUGAAGAUGAGGGUAAACAUGUGCCGAAUCAUAUGAUUUUCCCCUGUGACACUGUAGUGAGCAUUUCAGCGAAAGAUUUUGAUUCACGAUAUGCCACAACAAAAACAUUCGCUACGGAUGGCGCCAUAUCAGAAAAGUUCAAUGGCAUACGAUUCGAGGAGAAAGAGUUGGAGCCUUGGGAUGCGUCUGGCAUGAAUGGCGAUGUUGAUAUAGAAUUGGAUGGCGCGUCUAAUGGUUGGGAUCCCAAUGACAUGUUCCGCCAGAAUGAGCAUGUCUUUGGCGUUCAGUCUACAUUUGACGACUCCUUGUCAACUUACACGGUGCAGCUUGAUAAGGUCGACUCUGAUGAGUUCAAGGAGGCAGAAGCGAAAGCAGAGAAAUUGGCUGCUGAAAUCGAAAAUAAUCCUAUUUAUCGUGAGCGUGUUGAUUUAGAGAAUGGGGAUGAGGAAACUCUUUAUGCUGCUGUCGAACGUCCCGGCAGCGAGGUGGAGCGCGAACGUGAACUUGAACGCGAACGUGAGCUAGAGCGUGAACGAGAGCGCGAACGAGACCGCGAGCUUGAGCGGGAAAAAGAACGUGAACGUGAUCGAGAGCGGGAGCGAGAACGAGAACGGGAUCGCGAGCGUGAGCGUGAACGGGAACAGCGAGAUCGGGAACGAGAUCGAGAGCGUGAUGAUCGUGAACGCAGUAAACGUGGUGGUGGUGGAGUUAAUAGUGGUGGCGCCUAUGAGCCACGGGAAGUCAUGGCGGAGCGUUAUAUUACUAAACCGACGCGUAGCAUCACCGGACCGCCACCGCCUGUUGCCAUGGCAUCAACAAAUACAAUAACAACUUCGUCAACGGCAGCGGUGUCGUCCCAAACUAGCGGCAAUGGCCCAACACAACGCUCUCAUAUAGAACGUAGUGCUGGCGGUAACAGCAGUGUCGUUGGUGGCGAUAUGGUGGGUGGCGAACGCAUUAUGAAUGCGCCGCCACCAACAUCGUCAAAUAUAGGUCAACAACAGCAGCAGCUGCAGCAAACUAACUCAACUCAGCCGGCUGCUGGCGGUAUGGCAGGUGGCAUUAAGAGUACGACAGCGCCGCCGUUGGCUUCAAACACUGGCUUGAGCAGUGGAUCGGACGGUGGCAACAAGUAUGGCGGUGGUUCGAUGAUGAAACGCAAAACGGUGCCACAGGGCAAGCAAAUGAUGCGCAAUACGUCAACCACAAACAAUUCAAACACAUCGUCAGGUGUGGGCAGUAGCAGUGGAAAUAUGACGCAAGGCAGCAGUGGCAAUCAGUCAAGUGGAGGCAAAGGUGGCAAUUACCAGCCGAUGUCGAUGCAAAAUCAGUCGUCAUAUCAAAACUAUUCGCAAAUCAUGCAUGGGUCAAAUCAAUAUCGCAAUCAAUCACAUAUGGGCGGACCGUCAAAGAUAAAUGGCGACUCUAAUGCAAAUCCAGGAAAACCAAUGCCGCAGCGUGGUAUGCGCCAGUACCAAGGUGGUCAAUCAAAUUCUUCGUUGAAUUACAAUGACUCACAGAAUCAGAUCUCUAUGGGCAAAACUCACGGUCCACCACAUGGCCAACAGCAGAUCGGUGGACCAAUGGUCGUGAACAAUAGCACGUCACCACCCCUACAAACGGGCGGUGGUGGUCCUCAUGGUCACGGACAGUCACAAAGCGGUGGUGUGGUUAUGUCUGGCCCACCUAAUCAGCCACCUCCACAGCCACAGCGACAAAUGCGCAAUCAGAUGCAGGACUUGCGCCAGUUUGCACAAGAUUUUCAGUUGGCAAACAGCGCAUCAACAUCUCCUCCACAACAACCACAACAAUCACAGCUGCCGAUACAGCAGCAACACCAACAGCAACAAUCGCAACAGCACUUGAAUAUGGGUAAAGGCGGUGGACACCAACCACAGCCUUCGGUAUCGCCGCCACAGCAGCAACAGCAGCCACAACAACAGCAAGUUGUUGUGCAGCAACAACAACAACAGCCACACAUGAAUAUGCAGCAUGUACAGCAGCAGCAGCAUCACGGGCAGCAUCACGCCCCUCCACCGCAGCAGCAGCAAGCGCAUAUACCACAACAGCAACAGCACUAUGUGCCGUCGCAUUUGGUGCAGCAGCAGCAGACACAACAGCAAGUGCAGCAGCACCUGCCAACGCAGCACGUGCAUCAGCAGCAGCAGAAACCGCAUUUGGACAGCGGUAACAUGAUGCAUUUAUCCAAACAGCACCAGCAACAACAGCCGCCACAACACCAACAGCAACAGCAACACCAACAUCAGCAGCAGCCACCUUCGCAGCCGCCUACACCUUUGGCGCAGGAGCCGCCUCAGCAGCAAGUGCCACAACAAGGUAUGUACCAUGUACCGCCGCCGCAGCUGGCACCGCCGCAACAACAACAACCACCACAAAUGCAGCCAACGUCGCCACCAGUGGUAGACACGCCGCCACAACAGCACCAACAGCCGCAACAAGCGGUGCAGCAGCUUAGUAAAUUAGAUACAACGCCAGUGACAACAGUCGCACCGGUGAGUGUCGCUGUGGCAAAUACCGGUGGUGAAAAGGUGACCACGCCUCCGGGCACCGCUUUAGCAUCGACUGCGACGAGCGGUACCAACACCACCGGCACGGCGACUGUUAAGAAGGCGCACGUGCUGAAUCCGUCGGCAAAGCCGUUUACGCCACGCAGCCCCAGCACACCGAAUCCUUCGCGGCCGCAUACACCACAAACUCCAGUGCAGCUGCAAGGCAUCUAUACGACUGGGACGCAUGUGCAAGCGGCUAGCCAGACGCCCAUGUACGUCAUGCAAUCACAGCAGCCCGCAUUCCAAGCGCCGACACAUCCACAGACCGGCCAACAGCCACGAAUGCGUAGAGGCAAUUACGGUCCGAUGGCGGCAUCGCAAACUCACGUUUCGGCCACAACGGCUACGGGACAGCCUUUGCUGGCAGCAGCGCCGAUACAACAAUUCAUACAUUAUCAACAGACUCCACAUGCGCCGCAUUUCCAAUCACAGCCCUAUGUUAAUGUGCGUAUGUACGAACCACCGCCACAACAGUUGCAAUUCAUCACGCAAACGCCACCAUCGACCACGCCUUCACCCGGCCAACCACAUCAGACGUUCCAUCCGCCACCACAGCCUUCUCCUGCGGGCGGUGGCCCACAGCCUACAUUCGCCCCACAAACUCAACCCAUGUAUCCGGUCGUCUAUCCCGUCUUACAUCCAACACAGAUCAUGCCGAAUCACUACUACUCGACGACGCCGCAACAUCCACAACAAACUCAACCGUUUCAAAUAUUAAUGCAACAACAUCCGGCGCAAUAAAAAGCAUAAGCAAUGUUGGGUAGCGGGUGAGCGACACGGUGAAAGAUGAAAUGCGGGAGUGCUGAAAACGUUUUGGUAGGGGACGAAAUCGUGUUGUUGAUGAAGAAGCGUACUAAAGUAGUAUAGAAAGGAAAUAGAAAACGGAAUAGUUGGCGAAUUAUUUAUGUUUUAAAUGCCGCUAAGCAACAUCAGUCAACAAUAAUAACAAUAAAAUCAAUGCCUCAAGGUAUUGAUAAAUGAUGCAAAUAUGUUAAAUGGAACUUUGUAAAAAAUAAUUCUCAGAAAAAGUUGUUUUGGAAGAUAACUUAAGGAGAGAUGUGAAAAAGAUGAAAUGCAAAAGCAGAAAAAGCGCUGAACGUUAGCCAAAGCCAUAUGAUUUCCAUAUGUCUUGUCUACGCUUGCGUUGGUGCAAGUGUGCUAAUGAAGUCUCUAGCCAUUUAAUUGUUUGGCGUAAAUCCACUGGAAAUGUUUAGUAUAUGUUUCGCAAAGCAGCUGGAACAUUGGCAAACGCAACAGCUGUAAAUUAAAUAUUUAUUUAAUUUAAAUUGCAACCAAAAAAUGUUUUGAGCAAAUAUUGGCAAAAGUGUGUGAAAGGCAUGCAGGAUUUUUAAUGACAGAUUGUCUAAACCUAUUGUUAUUGUUGUUGUCUUGGAUGUUGCUGUAAUGCUGCAAAAGCGGUUAUCGGAUAUUGAACGCAAAAAGGCGUGAAAUGAAGUCUAAUAAAUAAAAUGAAAUAAAACAAAGAAAAUGCAAAAACAAAAACAAAAUAAAAUACCACAAUUUAAGUUGCAAACCGAG
Rhagoletis zephyria (snowberry fruit fly) is the source of this 5004-nucleotide messenger RNA. RefSeq names its product Ataxin 2 (gene Atx2). Lineage: Eukaryota; Metazoa; Arthropoda; Insecta; Diptera; Tephritidae. Gene Ontology annotation, molecular function: mRNA binding. The record is from RefSeq and is a predicted model, not a curated record. Gene Ontology annotation, biological process: cytoplasmic stress granule assembly. Gene Ontology annotation, cellular component: cytoplasmic stress granule.